Colletotrichum orchidophilum is the source of this 150-nucleotide messenger RNA. RefSeq names its product major facilitator superfamily transporter. The record is from RefSeq and is a predicted model, not a curated record. Bases 1 to 150 code for a protein of 49 amino acids. The transcript has a single exon. Lineage: Eukaryota; Fungi; Ascomycota; Sordariomycetes; Glomerellales; Glomerellaceae.
AUGCGGUCAUCAUCAGACGCACCGCAGAACCCUCCCGCCGAGGCGCAGGACGGGGAGAGGCAGCACAUUGAUAGCAACAUGGCCAAGAAGAUUGUCUGCUCCUUGGUCGUUCAAGCCACUUUCUUCUCUUUCGUCAAAUCUGGUGUCUGA